Messenger RNA from Styela clava, 2126 nucleotides. The record is from RefSeq and is a predicted model, not a curated record. NCBI's taxonomy places the organism in Eukaryota, Metazoa, Chordata, Ascidiacea, Stolidobranchia, Styelidae.
UCAUCAUUCAGUGUACUUUAGUGGUGUAGUUUUUUAUAAAGUGUUUAAAAUGAGAACAUUUUAAGAACAACAUAUCAUAAUUUGUCUUUGCAGCUAAAUUUUAAAUUUUGAAAUAUCUUCAUAAAAUAUGUGGAAUUUUGUUGUUGUGGUAUUCAUUGUUGACGUAACGUUUUUACAAGUCUCCUGUCGAGAACAUCAAAAAAGUUCAAGUACCUCGAAUGAUAUUCAAUAUAGAAGAUAUCUUAACAAGGAAGCAUCCGUGGACUGUUUUGAUGCUUUUGAUGAAUGCAGAAAAAUAAGGGAGUGUCGGAGAGCCUUGAGAGGGUUAAAUAAAAGAUGCAAGGUUGUUUCCGGACGUUGCAGUGCUGAAAUGGUUGAUCUUCCCAGAUGUGGACAAACUAUGGAUCAUCUCUUUCAGUAUGGAUUCCCAGGAACAAGAUGCAAAUGUUAUCACAACUUGAGAAGAUGUUUCACAAUGUUUAAUAUGAUCUAUGCCAACCCAUGUUUUGCAUCGAUCCGACAUCUUCGAAAAAACGACCUUUUCCCGCAAGAAAUAACUGCAUACGAUAAAGUUGGUGGUGUAGAAGCAACCACGUUUUCAGCGGAUGUCACAAACUCGGACCAACUAAACGGUCAGGAAACGGACAUGAAAGACGAACUUGACGCACUGAGUUAUGCUGUUACAUACACGAUCAGUAGUGCGCAAACAGAUUGACCGGCUCAAUUUUUUACACGAAAUGUAAAACGGUUCACAGCGAGAAUCGCCGCGACGAUGCAACAGUCAGUACUUCAGCUUCGAAGCAACCUUGUAUUACAAAAACGAAAGAAACAAAUUCGGAACAUUUUUAUUCGAAAGCGUGAUACUUACUUGUUAUAUGUCAUUGAUGUUUUUUUUACAUCUACAUUAGUUCAAAUCGUGUGUUUUUUGCCUUUUAUUGCCACUCAUCAUUGGCCAUAUAUUGCCGUUCAAACGUAAUCUGCCUGACCUAUAGUUAUAUACAAGGAUGCCAUAAGAAUUGAAGCAAAAUUAUACAAAAUUUUCAGUUAUUUGUCAUAGAUGCAUUUCAAGAAUCCAAAUAACCAAAUUUGUUAUUAUAUUUGUAACAUUCGAAAUUUUUGCAUUUAACUCAAUUUUAGGCUAAAUUUUCACAAAUGAAAUCUGGCAUAUAUCAUGAUUUUGUGGCACAAUAUAUUUUUUUUGUUUGUUGCACAAUACAUCAAUUAAGAACAUUUGAAAUCAAAAUGCUAUGCAAAGAGAAUUUCUGAAAUAUCAAAUAAUCCAAUCGAAUAAAGACAUACAUCCUUGAAUUUACAUAACGUUAUAUAUUAGUAUUAGGCUAGAUGUACUUUCAAAACCAUUUCACGAUACAUUCUCCUUAUUUUUAAGCUGUUCUCGCUGAACCCGAGUAAGUAACUAUGACGGCCUUAACAUGCCAUGAAGCGUAUCCAAACUGUUCAAAAAGACAAAACAAACGAAGUUUACUAAACUUGACUACUGUUAUAGGCAUUUCCUUUGAAAAUUUCUGUCGAAUGACUCUGUUCUAAGGUCACAAAAGGGCUAUGGUGUAUAAAAUUUGAUCGUAAUUUCAACCAGCGCACCUUCGAUUAAAGCUUGAUUUGAAUAAUUUACUUCCAUAUAUCUUCUGCGUGAUAAAUUAAUCUUGCAAUAUUUACAAAUUGAGUAAAACACAAUUGGGCAAGGCUGAGUUAUUUAGUAUUAGAUACUAAAGGAUAUGGAAAAGUUACAGCAAAUGCAUUAUGAAUUAAUGUGUUUUUCAUAUUAAUUCUCUGCAAACAAUUCAUGCAUGGAUAGGUCAAAGGUGCUUUCAUACCAGCACUAGACCAUAUAUCAUUUUUGAAUGAUUUGUCGUCAACUUCUAAAGAAUGAAAAGCAUGUUUAAGCAUCAAAGGUGAAUACGUAACUUGCCAUUACUGCCUAUAUCCAAUACAGCCCAUCUUAUUUUUGUGUUUGUAAUGCUCUCUCUGUCGCAUUUGGCCCACAUUAUUUCAUAUUUGCACCAUGCUUGUCUAUUUACUUCAACAGUGUAUGUUAGUAUUUUUUUAUUUACUUUAUUUCAUUAUUCCAUUUGUUGAGAUUUUAAUACAAUUAAAUUAUUUCAUUUUCA